Messenger RNA from Hippoglossus stenolepis (Pacific halibut), 6612 nucleotides. It is a transcript of the gene taok2b, whose product is annotated as TAO kinase 2b. Gene Ontology annotation, biological process: protein phosphorylation. The coding region runs from base 554 to 4300 and encodes 1248 amino acids. Lineage: Eukaryota; Metazoa; Chordata; Actinopteri; Pleuronectiformes; Pleuronectidae. The record is from RefSeq and is a predicted model, not a curated record. Gene Ontology annotation, molecular function: protein kinase activity; ATP binding. The transcript is spliced from 17 exons.
AGAAGAGAACUUCCGUUUUCCUUUCGGCUCCCGCCCCGCUCCGCCAUCAUGAAGUCCUGAACAAAAACGGAUGGGAGUCGAGUAAAACGGGAAUAAGAUCAGACUGGAGAUGAAAUCCGUGGACGACAUUAAGGCGAUGACAGUGCGAAGCGGAGCGCGGAGCGGAGCCCUGGAAAUUAACGAGCCGGUCUCUCGUUGAGAAGUGGGCGGGCGGCUCCUGUGGUCCGGGUUAUUUCAGUUAGCGGCGCGGCUAACUGCAGAGCUAGCCUGUGGUUUUCUCCUGGACUCCCUCUGUCAGCUGCGAGCUGUCACUUCAACUCGCCGCCGCUGAGCUCAUGUGCAGCGGGGCAGACGGGACAUCUGUCCGUGCGACCCGGAGCGGCAGGAUGGAGCGGACCUCGAGAACCAGCGUCGACACACGCGAUGUGGUUCGCUCGUGUUGAGUAGACACCAGCGCCGAGGACCGGGGAGCGAGGACCAAUAAUUUCCUGCCAGGCCGGGUAGCUAGCUUCACAGCUAGCUACAGUGGAUCCCAAAAGCCACGGCGCUGGUCAUGCCAUCGAGUGUGCGGGCCGGGAGCCUGAAGGACCCGGAGGUGGCUGAGCUGUUCUCCAGGGAGGAUCCCGAGAAGCUCUUCACUGACCUGAGGGAGAUCGGUCAUGGGAGCUUCGGAGCAGUUUACUUCGCCCAUGAUAUCCGCACAAAUGAGGUGGUGGCCAUCAAGAAGAUGUCCUAUAGUGGCAAACAGUCCAACGAGAAAUGGCAGGAUAUCAUCAAGGAAGUGAAGUUCCUCCAGAAACUGCGGCACCCCAACACAGUCGAGUACCGUGGCUGCUACCUGAGAGAGCACACAGCAUGGCUGGUGAUGGAGUACUGCUUGGGCUCGGCCUCCGACCUCUUAGAAGUUCACAAGAAACCCCUCCAGGAAGUGGAAAUAGCUGCCAUAACCCAUGGUGCAUUGCAGGGAUUGGUGUAUCUCCACUCUCACAACAUGAUUCACAGGGAUGUGAAGGCAGGAAACAUCUUGCUAACGGAGCCAGGGCAGGUCAAACUGGGAGACUUUGGCUCUGCCUCCAUUGUUGCUCCAGCCAACUCCUUUGUGGGAACACCCUACUGGAUGGCCCCUGAGGUGAUUCUGGCCAUGGACGAGGGUCAGUACGACGGGAAGGUAGAUGUGUGGUCACUUGGCAUUACCUGCAUAGAGCUGGCGGAAAGGAAGCCUCCUCUGUUCAACAUGAAUGCUAUGAGUGCCUUAUACCACAUCGCCCAGAACGAGAGCCCUGUGUUGCAGUCAAAUCACUGGUCGGAUUAUUUCCGCAAUUUUGUGGACUCCUGUUUGCAGAAGAUCGCCCAGGACAGACUUACCUCUGAUGUGCUGCUCAAGCACCACUUCCUAUGCAGAGAGCGUCCCAUGACAGUCGUAAUGGACCUGAUCGCACGCACCAAGGAUGCUGUCCGCGAGCUGGACAACCUUCAGUACCGGAAGAUGAAGAAAAUCCUCUUCCACGAGGCGCACAAUGGUCCAGCACCGGAGGGAGGUGAUGAAGAAGAGGAUGGGGAGCAGUAUAUGCUUCGCACCGGCACAGUCAACAGCAUGGAGAGCUCCCACUCUCUGCCAUCCAUGUCAAUCAGCGCCAGCUCCCAGAGCAGCUCGGUCAACAGCCUGGCGGACGGCUCCGACGACAGCGGGGAGAUGGCCAUGAUGCAGGAGGGAGAGCACACCGUCACCUCCAACAGCUCCGUCCUGCACAAACCCCUGAGCCAUGACAACAUCUACGAUGACCCUUAUCAGCCCGAGAUUGACCCACUGCGAGAAGCUCCUUCUGCUGGUGGUAUUGUUGUUGUUGGUGGUGGAGGAGGCGGAGGAGGCGGGAGGCGUCGUCGAGGAAGAGACCAUUUUGCCACCAUCAGGACGGCCUCGCAAGUCACUCGCCAGAUUCAGGAACAUGAGCAGGGUUCGGCCCUGAGAGAGCAGAUGUCUGGGUACAAGCGAAUGCGGCGGCAGCACCAGAAGCAGCUGAUGGGCCUGGAGAACAAGCUGAAGGGAGAGAUGGACGAGCACCAGCUGAGACUAGACAAAGAGCUGGAGAAUCAGAGGAACAGCUUCUCAAUGGAGGGAGAGAAACUCACCAAGAAGCACCAGGCUAUUCUGGAGAAGGAGACAAAGGCCGUCAUGACUGAGGAGAAGAAGUUCCAGCAGCACAUUCUGGGCCAGCAAAAGAAGGAGUUGACCGGUUUGCUGGAGUCCCAGAAACGACAGUACCGGCAACGCAAGGAGCAGCUCAAAGAGGAACUGAAUGAGAACCAGUCCACGCCAAAGCGAGAGAAGCAGGAGUGGUUGGUGCAUCAGAAGGAGUGUAUGCAGCAGCUACAGGCGGAGGAGGAGGCCGGCCUGCUGCGACGGCAGAGGCAGUAUUAUGAGCUCCAGUGUCGCCAGUACAAGAGGAAGUUGGUGCUGGCACGCCACAACCUGGAGCAAGACCUGCUGCGAGAGGAAUUGAACAAGAAGCAGACUCUGAAGGACCUGGAGUGCGCCAUGCUGCUGCGUCACCACGAGUCCACCCAGGAGCUGGAGUUCCGCCAGCUGGGUUUGGUGCAGCACACACGGGCCGAGCUCAUACGCACGCAGCACCAGACGGAGCUCACCAACCAGAUGGAGUACAACAAGAGGCGUGAGCAGGAGCUGCGUCAGAAACACGCGGUGGAGGUCCGCCAACAGCCCAAGAGCCUCAAAGUGAGUGAGAGCCAGGGGUCUCCUGAGGAGGGAGAGAGCCAGACCACAGAGGGGCCGAGCUGCAGCUGGGACAGUGAGGCAGGGGUGGUGGAGGUGGAGUUAGGAGAGGAGAAGGAGGCGGUAGCUAAGGAGAUAAAUGAUGUUGAGCUUGACAGAGGAGAUAAAGUGUUAGAGGAGGAGGAAGGAGUGAAUGUCCCUGAGAGGAAAGAUGAGGUGGAUGACGAGAGUAAACCAAAGGGAAAUGAAGACGGAGAAGAUGAGGGUGAGAAGGAGGAUUGGAAAAUCAGCGAAGAAGGUAUAGAGGUGAGGGAAGUAGAGGGAGUGCAGUGGGAGUACGACGAGGACCCCAGUAACACUGCACAUGUAGAAACUGAUGAAGAGGAAGAGGAGGGCAGGGGCGUGGCCGAUGGCUGUCCAUCAGAUCUCAUCUCAUUCCAGUCCCUAGAAAGGAGACGCCUCCAUCAGCGGCAGAUUGAUGAGCUCACUGAGUUUUACUUCCCUGAAACACCAGAGGAGCUGGAGCCCACACCUAUCUCCCCCCCUCCUCCCCCUCCCCCCUCUCAGACUUCCUUCCCCUCACUCUUCUCUCACGCCAUCUGCCUCCUCCUCUCCCUCUCCGCUGCUGCUCAGCCCUCCAACCUCACUUUGCUCCUACUCUCCAUCUUCCUCCUCUCCCUGCGUCGUUCCCCUCCUCUGCCCUCUGUGGCCUCUGUUGUUCUCUCUGCGGAGCUUGCCUUAUUGGCGCUCUUCUUCUCGUACCUCUUCCUUCGCUCCUGCUGCUCUCUGUCUCUAUCCACGUAUCUGUCUCUCAGCCUCUGGGCCAGCGGCCUCUUCAGUUUAGGCCUCUCCCUCAGUUUGGGGAUUUAUUAUAUCCCCAUGAUUUUGAUCUCAGCCUCCUUCCUCAGCUCCCCCUCUCUCUUCCUCUCCCUCUACUUGGUGGUGGUGCUGAUUGUCAGGCCGGCCCGUGACUUCCUCCAACACGCACCCCGCAAAGUCAACCGUCUCUACAUGCGAAUCCUUUUCCGCCUCCCCAGACCCCUGUUUGCCAUGUGCCAGUCAGUCUUAGGAGGUAUGGCUGAGCGUAGCCUCUAUGAGAUGUUUCCCAAAGCAGGGCGCAACUGGGGUGUGCGUCGGUCCAAAAUCCCGGUCCCCCUGAAGAGCUUACCUUUAGAGUAUCAAGCUCGCUGCAAUAUCACCUCUCCCUGGGCCAAGGGCCUGCUCUGGGUGAAGCGUUUUACUAGACGCCCCCUUGGGGUCCUGGCAGAUCUUGCUAACUCUAUAGUGCUAAAACUAGCCGGACAGGCGCUUCAAAAGUUGCCAGACAGUGUCCGGGUCACACUCCAAUCUCUGGGUGUCUUGAGGAAGCAAAUCCCGAGUAGGUUGCCCCGACUGCUGCCCAGGGAGGAGCGGGAGAGGAGACAGAGGGAGAGGAGGAGGAGAGAGAGGGAGAGACAGAGGAGGGAAGAGAGGGAGAGGAUGUUUCGAGAUGAUGCCAGGUGGGAGUUUGGGUUGAGGCGAACUUCUUCUGGGAGGUUUGUCAGAGGGAAGAUUCGGCCGUGGAGAUAGCGAGAGACAAAUCGAAGGAUUGAGUGGGAAUGUGUGCUGCUGGUGUGUGUGCGCGUGUUGGUGUGAGUAUGUGAGUGUGAUCAUGUUUUAUGUUCCGUUGUUGGACCAUUGUUUGUGUCUUUUUGAUUUGGACCCACAUGUCUUUUGUUACAUGAUUCCCUGACUGGUUUUUGGUCACAUUCUCAAAGAUGAGGUGUAUUAAACCCAGCACCAACAUGCGUCUGUACAUCUGUGUGCGCUGGCUGGAGGUGAUUUUAUACACAUGCACACAAGCCGUACUGUUGAAUCAGUGGGCUCUGCAAACAUAAACAUGCAGCUGACCCCACGGUUACUGUACCAACCCCAGUGAAAUUUCUACAUUUCAUUAUUGUGCUUUUUGUAAAAGUUCCUUGAAGUUUCUUUUAUUUUUAUUUUGCUCUUAAUUUGUAAGACAAAUGUUUUUAUGGUUAUUUUUAAGACCGUUUUUGUGCAAUGGUUAAUUUUCCUUUUAUAGUGGUCUUAUUUGAUGGGGUCUCAUUCGCGCACUGUUACCUUAGUGCUGAGAACAAAUAUCACAGUGUUGCAUAGUUUCAGGGCUUCAGUAUCAUUUUACUCCCCAAAGCUCAAAACUGUGAAAACAAAGAUGCUCAAUAAUUUCACUAACAUCAAGCUGAACACUAGCCUGAACUCAGUCAGUAAAUAAGUGCAAUAAAAAGCUAAGCAGAAAGACGUGGGACCACUGUAAGACGUCUGAUAUUUGAAAUUCGGUUUCUUUUAGAUAUCAAAGUGGGAAACAAUUAACAGGGGAUCUUACUUUUAUAGUACUAGUAAAGUUUAUUUCAGGUUUUAGACAUUAUUAGAUAUUAUUUCCAGCUCGUAGAAUCAUUAUCUUUCAGAUUCUAGUUGGAAAAACUACUUUUAUUGCGCUGUAUGCAGUAAUGUUUUUAUGAUUUACCAUGUAAACAUUUAGAUAUUUUUCCCUUAAUCAUCCUUUAAAUCUACAGCAGUUGAGUGCCUAUAGUUAUAUAAACAGUCGGCUGUGAAGUGACAUAUCCUGAACACAUAUAGUGAACACAUAAGAAAGCAGUUUUACUCAGAGUAGCAAAAGUAUUAUAAUAUAAUUAAAACCUAUUUAAUAUUGCAGCUUAGCUUGUUGAUAUGAAGCCAUAGACAAUCGUUUGAGACAUGCAAUCGUAAAAUCAGUCCAAAGGUUGAUGAAACUACUGAAAGUGAAUGAAGAGAUCCAGAUGUUGCAGUCAUGUCUGAUUUUUGCACCGUCUCAAAGACCAUUCAAGAACAACACAUGAGAACAGAUCACCAGUUUAGGGCUGCAAGAAAUUCUUAUUAUUUAUUAAUUAAUCUGUUGGUUGAUUUAUUCAAACGUUUAUGAAAAUCCAUAAACCAAAGAAGUUAGUGAGUUUACAUUGAUACAUUAAAUAUUGUCUGAUCUGAGAAGCUGGAACCAGGAAAUGUUUUGUAUGUUUUCACCAUGUUUGCUUUGAAACAUUCAUGAAAACAUUAAAUGAUAAGUUGAUUAUCAAUUAUCCAAAAGUAAAAGGGUUGCUGAUAGAUUUCUGUCAAUCAACCAGCUUUUCGUCAGUCAAACCGAAAAAGAAAGAAGCAAAUUGUUGGACAAGAAAAACCAAAAUGCUAUUGAGUGCACAUUUAAUUGAGAUGAAGAAAAAGCAAAGUCAGGCUGAAAUGCGUAGUUGUGUCGUGCAUAGUUCUGGGAAUAUGAAGAUUUUAAAAUGUGCAAGUCUACAAGGGAAGUCUGGUCGAACAGUAAAAUGAACCAGUUCUUUUAAAAGCAGAUUUAUAUAGAAGGAAAAAAAAGUGGCGUCGUUUGAGCCAUUCAAACUUAACUUUAUCGGGACCCGGGGGGAACAAAGAAGUCGGGCACUUCUUUUUAUGAGUAACUUGCAUUUGGGAAAUCUAGAUUUUAAAAGAAAGAUAUUUUACAAAUAUUGUUAUUUGAAUGUAAUUUGUUUUGGUUUUUUUGCCAUUGAUUUACAUUUGUGUUCCAGUUAUUCCCUGUUCCUCUGUGUAUGUUUACAUGUUUGUAUUCUGUUUUGUUGUGACACCGUCUGUGUUUUGAGUUUCCACAGAGUUAUAUCACAUUGAGUUUUUUUUGUUUUUUUUAUAUUUAAUUUAUGCAGUAUUUAUAAGACUAGUACUGCAUUCUGUUUGGCAGCCAUUUUGUUGUCCUCUUUAUUCAUUUCAGCUGCACGAGUGUUGGCAUACUGUACGGCUGUAUGCUCGCAGGCAUAGAAAAAUAUUUUGUCAUACGUCCAGAUUUUUCUUUACACAAAAAAUAAAUUCUUUUGUGUGUAAAA